AUGCAGCUUCAUCUUUCCGCGAUCACUGCCGAUCUUAGCAACGCAUUCCUCUCCUACAGCUGUGCAUUCGCGCCAUUCCCUCCGGCCACCACUGACUUGUUCACGGCCGAACCAGCAACAACGGCAGCGGGUGUCGCGAACAGCGAGACCAUGAGCGCGCAGGCAGAACUACAAAAAUUGAACAAGCUGAACGCGGUUUCGUAUCAGCGGUUCGUGCGGGCGUUCAAGAUGGUCCAGGCCGCGCAAGACAAAAGCUGCGAGACCGAUCUGAUCAUGCUUAUGAACAAGGUCGAUACGAACAACCUACUGGAGUACAACCACCUCAUGCACAUACUCACCAAGGUGCGGUACAAGCCGGUUCUGGUCAAUACGGCGGGGAUCAACCUGCUGGACCGGAUGCGCAAGAGAGGAAUCUACCCGGACACGGUGACGUACACCUCCUUCAUCAACCUGCUCAAGAAGGACCGGAAUGCCGACAAGGCCUGGCUCGUCUUCCGGCGGAUGCGCGAGGAGAAGGUGCAACCCAACGAGUGGACCUACUCGACGAUGGCGCACAUCUGCGCACUCAAGCGCAACCCGAAGGCCGCCGAAGAGCUCCUCGGGCUGAUGGAGGAGGACCGCGUGGUGCCGAACUUCAUCGUGAUGGCGGGAUUCGUCGACGCGUUCCUGGCCGCGGGCCAGGUGGAGCGCACCUGGGAGCUCAUCGACUCGAUGCGAAAGCAGCAUCGAGUGCGGCCCAACAGGUUUACGCUCGACUACAUCAUGAAGAGCACGCUGAGGGAAAACAAAGAGUGGGAUGCGUGGGUGGAGCAGCACGGCGAGGCCUCGGCCACAGUCGCGACUACGCCGCCGGCGGAAAGCGACACGGAGAGCGGAGCGACAUCAAGCGUCAGCGAGCGCGAGGCCGGUCACGCCAGUGACGCGGUGUCGAAGAAGCUGGAGCGGGUGAAGCUGGUGCUCCGUUUCCUGCGAAGGGAGCACGGCCUCACGCCGUCGACGAAGACGUUCAACGCGCUGAUCGCCUGGUGCACGAAGGGCAAGCGGACCGAAAUCGAACUCGCCUGGCGGCUCAAGCGGCUGAUGAAGGCGUAUCGCCUGCGACCCGACAACGUCACCUACGUGCCGCUGCUGAACUACUACGUCAAGCAGUUGAAGGCCCGCUCCACGGACAGCGACAUCGACUACGCGGAGCCACAACCACGACAAGGUGACGAAGACGGAGAAGACGAAGGAGAAGGAGAAGAAUGCGAUGACGGUAGCAGGUACGAGGGUGGUUCGUCCGCCGACGCCGGCGAACCGGGAGUUGAAGAGCCGUACGACGGGAUACAGAGAACAUUGCAGGACAUGCAGGCCGAAGGAGUCGAGAGCGACCCUGCCACGACGUUCACGCUGAUUAUCGACGCACACGCCGCGAGUGGCGACGCGGAAAGAUGCUUCGGAGCCUACGCCGAUAUGCGCCGCGAUCAGGUCAUGCCCACUGUCGCCACGUACGCGACUCUCUUGCGGUUUUGCGAGAAGCACGGCAACGUGGAGAAGGCGUGCGCGCUGUGGGAGGACAUCAAAGCGGACCAGAUCCGUCUGCCGUGGAACGUGAUCUGCUUCCUGCUGCGCGCCACUCUUACGAACAACAAGACCGAUACGGCGUUCCGUCUCGCGGAGGAGCUGUCGCAGUUGUACAAGCCGCAGUUCGUGUACAGCCAGCUGCUGACCAUCUGCGACCAGCUGGCCGACGUGUGGCAAGCCGAGCGCGUAUGGCGGGUGAUGCGGGCCAAGAAGAUCCCCGUCUACGCCCGCACCAAGCAGCUCCUGGCCGACUUCGGGCUCAACCCCGACGAGCCCCACCACACAUAG
Acanthamoeba castellanii str. Neff is the source of this 1851-nucleotide messenger RNA. Its product is annotated as pentatricopeptide repeat domain containing protein. Gene Ontology annotation, molecular function: protein binding. The transcript is spliced from 8 exons. The coding region runs from base 1 to 1851 and encodes 616 amino acids. NCBI's taxonomy places the organism in Eukaryota, Discosea, Longamoebia, Acanthamoebidae. The record is from RefSeq and is a predicted model, not a curated record.